This is a messenger RNA of Daphnia carinata, 1888 nucleotides long. Its product is annotated as protein NEDD1-like. The transcript is spliced from 8 exons. Lineage: Eukaryota; Metazoa; Arthropoda; Branchiopoda; Diplostraca; Daphniidae. Gene Ontology annotation, biological process: microtubule nucleation; mitotic cell cycle. The record is from RefSeq and is a predicted model, not a curated record. Bases 44 to 1723 code for a protein of 559 amino acids. Gene Ontology annotation, cellular component: ciliary basal body; centriole; spindle pole. Gene Ontology annotation, molecular function: gamma-tubulin binding.
GUGGACUUGUGGUUUUCUGUUCAGUUUUGUUGGUAACCUCACUAUGGGACCAGGAAAGUACUGCUGGGUAAUAGCUGCAGAAACAUGCCAAAUUUGGGAUGAAAACUUUGAAACCCUCCACAAGUUUGAUGAUGGCAAUGUGUUGGAUGUUGCAUGGAGCCAUGAUGGUAGCAUUCUGGCGUUUACAAAAAAGAACAGCAAAAAAAUUUUUACUGCAUCUAUUGGCCUUCAAAUUUCUGAAAGCAGCACAAGUUUAUUAGAGGGGGAUGCAACAGCUGUAGGAUUUUCGAAUGAUCUACUACUGGCAGGCACGAACACAGGAAAUAUUAUUUUGUGGGACUAUACAAAACACAAAUUGAUCAGAAAAUAUGAUGGAGUCGAUAGAAGUGCUGUGUGUCGUAUUCAAAGCAAUAACUCCAUCAUUGCUUGUGGUCAUCAUGGAGGUGUUGUCCAAGUCUAUGGUAUUAAAACAGGACAGGCAAUUGGGCAGUACUCAAUAAAAAAUUCCGCUGGGCUAAGAGACCUGAAAAUUAGCUCAGUAAAAAAUUCACUAAUGGCUGCAGCCUUUAAUAGUGGUACAGUGGCCGCCUGGAAUACCGUUUCGAGCAAAGGAAACAAUUCGUUAGUCGUUGAAUUUACAGGCGCACACCAGUCCCCGGCAAGCGCAGUUGCAUUAUCUCCGGUCACCGAUAUCCUUAUGGUGUCUGGUGGUUUGGACAAAAAUGUCAUGUUGUAUGAUUGGCCAAAAAAGAAGAUUCUCAAGAAAAUUGAAAUUGAUUCUCCAGUUACAGCGAUUGAAUUUUUCCCAGAUGGUACUUCAUUGGUUGUUGGUACGAGUCGUGGGAAAGUUCUAGUUUAUGAUCUGCGUUCCAUCAGUACUCCCGUACAAAGCAUGGUUGCACAUACGUCACCUAUAACAAAAAUAAUUUGUCGCGCUUGCACCCAAAUUCCGGACAAAAUUGAAUGGGGAAUACCGACAUCCAAGGAUACUACCAAAUUUCCACUAUCUUGCAGUGGAGAGCGAUUGAUGCCAUUAUCGGCAAAGGAAGGAAGCGAAAAGCCUUCGCGUUUCCCCUUUCUUUCCCCAUUGCCUUGUGAACUGGAGCCUCACUCCACGUUAAGCUUGAUGCCUGAGGUUGGAAUCUCCGGCUGUAGCGCGAAUUUUCCAGCAGUAGGAUUGGAAAGCGAAAGUAAAGAUUUGGAGCACAAAAAUAGUUCGCUUUUUUCGCCGCUGAAAGGAGGAGACACCAGUACGGAUGUCUUCUCUAGUCCUAGUUUGGCAACCAGCCCAUUAUUGAAAUAUAAAGGGAAAAUUUACAGUGAGCAUCAUUCACCACUACACAAUCGAAUGGUACCCAACGAAACUGAGUACGAAACAGAAGCACCCGUCAGUUCGACAUCCGUAGACAUUUCCAUCCCUAAGGAGGACUUACCCAAUCUUCAAGAAUGUAAGCAGACCGAGGACGAUAUUAUCCCGAAUUCCAGCGGAUCUACGGAUUUUCAAGCAGAAUUCAUCCGACGCAUAGUUCAUGAUGUGGAAGAUAAUUUACGUGAAGUCCUCCGUUGUCGUUUCGGAGAUCUAAUCAUCCAGUCAGCUCAACAGUUUCUCACGCUUCAAAAUGAGCUGGAACAGCUGAGAAGGCAAAUCCAAGACAAAGCCUAUUUGGAAGAAGAAGUUAGGCAGUUGCGUGAGGAAGUUAACCAGCUGCGAAAUCUGUAUUAGUAAGUAAGCUCCAUUCCACACAGCUCAAUGUUGGAACUUCGCCAUCAAAUUUUAAUUUCACAGUUUCAUGAUAUGGCCUAGUAUACCUGUGACUAUAUCCUAGAAAACUCCAAUGUGUGCCUCAAAUGUAUAUUAACACUACGAAUACACAAUAUCUUUACAGUU